AUGUCAUUUGGCCUCACUAAUGCACCAGCCACUUUUCAAGCAUUAAUGAAUGAGAUCUUUCAACCUGCAAUAAGGAAAUUCAUACUGGUAUUUUUUGAUGAUAUUCUCAUCUACAGCAAGAGCAUGACUGAGCACUUGGAGCAUCUCAGGUUUACAUUCUCCCUGUUAAGACAACAUCAACUGUAUGAUAAGCUCUCUAUAUGCUGUUUUGGCCAGCCUUCAUUGGAAUACUUGGGACAUAUUAUUACAGUUGCAGGUGUUUGUGUUGAUCCAAGUAAAAUUGCUUGUAUGCAAACUUGGACAACACCCUCCACUCUCAAAGAAUUAAGGGGAUUCCUUGAGCUUACAGGCUACUAUAGGAAGUUUGUCAGGAAUUAUGGAGCAAUCAGUAAACCACUUACUGAUCUUCUAAAGAAUAACUCUUUUCUCUGGACCUCAACAACAACAUCAGCUUUUGAGCAACUUAAGAUAGCCAUGUCAACAACUCCAGUAUUGGCAUUACCAGACUCUACUAAAACUUUUGUGGUUGAAAGUGAUGCUAGUGCUUCAUGUAUUGGAGUUGUAUUACUCCAAGAAGUGGCAGAUUCCCUUUCCAGAAGAUCUCCUGAUUCAGCUCAGUGUAAUUUAUUGGCUGCCUCUACACCAGCAUGGGCUCAUGAAGUACUUUCCAGCUAUACUGAUGAUGAGAUGGCUCAAGGAUACAUAUGCCAGAGCAAAAGCACAUUUUUACUGGCAAGGCCUCAAAAGGAUGUCUUACUAUUUGUGUCUCAUUGUGAUACAUGUCAAAGAAACAAAAGUGACACCACAAAUUCUGCUGGCCUUCUCCAACCUCUCCCUGUACCAGAUUAUGCUUGGCAACAUAUAACAAUGGACUUCAUUGAUGGUCUGCCACCAAGCAACAAGAAGAAUGUCAUCCUAUUUGUGGUUGACAGGCUUACUAAAUAUGCUCAUUUUAUUGCCCUGCAACACCCAUACACUACUUCCUCUGUGGCACAAGUUUUUUUCAAUCAAAUUUUCAAGAUGCAUGGUUUGCCUGCCUCAAUUGUGUCAGAUAGAGACAAGGUCUUUACAAGCAAGUUUUGGACUGACUUAUUCAAGGCUUUGGGCACAUGUUUGAAUUUAAGCUCUGCUUAUCACCCUCAAACUGAUGGUCAGACUGAGAGGGUGAAUGCUUGUACGGAAAACUAUUUAAGUAGCAGGUCAUAA
Messenger RNA from Papaver somniferum (opium poppy), 1206 nucleotides. RefSeq lists its product as uncharacterized. Bases 1 to 1206 code for a protein of 401 amino acids. The transcript is spliced from 3 exons. Lineage: Eukaryota; Viridiplantae; Streptophyta; Magnoliopsida; Ranunculales; Papaveraceae. Gene Ontology annotation, biological process: DNA integration. Gene Ontology annotation, molecular function: nucleic acid binding. The record is from RefSeq and is a predicted model, not a curated record.